Messenger RNA from Suillus subaureus, 1821 nucleotides. RefSeq lists its product as uncharacterized. The record is from RefSeq and is a predicted model, not a curated record. NCBI's taxonomy places the organism in Eukaryota, Fungi, Basidiomycota, Agaricomycetes, Boletales, Suillaceae. The transcript has 9 exons. The coding region runs from base 1 to 1821 and encodes 606 amino acids.
AUGGCAGUACAGAAGCUUCUGUUGGUGUUGACAAUCCUCAUCUCCACUUGCAUAUUCGCUCUUUGCUGGGGGUUCACGAUUAUAAUUUGGCGUCUAAAAUAUGUGAUUCUCCCCGACUCCGUCGUCAACCUCGUUACAAGAUAUCCUACUGUACUCACCCUCGUAUCCACCGUGAUAUCCACGAUUCUGUCAGUAAUUACCACGUUUCUUUUAUCGUUCACUGUCAAAAAGGCAAUCAACCAUUAUAUUACUCGACCAAUAUCACUGGCCAAACUUCAUACUGCAAUAGCUCUCACCAAACCACAACCCCUUCUUCAAUGGAAUCAUUACAAACUCUCAAUUUUCACGUUGAUUUUUGUCUGUUUGGUUACACUCCUCAAUUCAAGCUGGACGACAUUACUAUUGCCGACACUGCUUUUGUGGCCUGUACCGAUCAGUGGCACAGAUCUGGACCUCGCAAGCAGUGCCUUCGACGUGAAACUAGGUGAUGAUGACACUAAUAUGUCAGGAAAUUAUAUGAAUGGUUGCAAUGUCCUCGAAAUUAUGGCGUCAAUGAGCGGGACUUCAGCCACACGUUCAGCUGUUGCAGGCGGAAGUGAUAGUGUCUUCGCCUUCAACGGUGUCUCGUACAACAUAUCCAGUGGCGGCGUCCUUCCGGCGGUCGAAGAUUAUGCAGGCACGAAAUUGCCCCCUGGUGAUAUUGGUCUUGCGUACUACGGUGGAAAAGUCGCGGUCUAUACAUCGCUCGUCAAAGAUCGGGGCCGUUCCGGACUCGCUAGAAAUUAUACAGUGACACAACAAGGUCUUUCGGCGAUUGUUACCUGCAGUGACCUAAGUGACCUUGACCCAAACAAGUUCUCGCUGAACUUUACAAGUACCAAUUCGUCAACUACAGCUUGGUGGCAAGGGACAGCUUCUUGUCCUCUCGGCACGGGUGUCGGCAAUUGGUCAACGGCGGUGGAUGAAGGUAUUGGUUUUCUCGGUAUUGUUGUCUGUCCCACUCCGGUAUUCGUGAAUGGUAGAGCCACGUCAUUCGACAUCCUCCUGCAGGGCAUGGGAUCAUAUAAUUUGUUGGAUGCAACAGUCUGCAAUGUAGCACCAUAUGUGGCUUCGUUUGAUGUGACAUACAACCAGACAAUGAUCUCCGUUGAUCAACAUCAAACUCGUAACAUCCAGCCACUCCAGAGCAACGUCACCGCCCUCAUAUCGGCCGUAGUGAACAUGCUGUCUAUAUCUAGUCAGGCAACGUCUACUAACCCUCUGGCGCUGUUGCUGUUGCUUAGCAGUUUAGACCCCACCAGUUUGGUGAAUGAAACCUUGCAGAACUACUUCCGCGGUGUUGUAGAGUUUUCUGGCACAUACCUUCGUUCAGCCUACUCUGCAGAAGGUGCCAAUGUGAGCUCAACAAUGCAGGACUUGUACUCGGACAAAAAUGCUUUCAAAUCUCUGAAUGGAACUAUGUUCAUCACGACCUACGGCUGGUACAGGGGACACCUUACAUACAUAUAUAUUCUCGUCGUUUUCACGGUCAUCUGGGCGGUCACUGUUUCAGCUGCGGCGUACAGUCUGAUCCAGGAAUGUACUCACCCACACACUGGUCCCACUUUUGAUGCGUCGAACCCAGUCCAUCUGAUGAUGGCAUCUUCGGCGGGGGGACUAGAAACACUCACAAGAUUUGAAAAUAACGGAGCUUUGGAGAAUGAGCGUACACGGGUGCGUCUUCUAGAUGGUCGGGAUGUGGUACCCGAUGAUGCAGUGGGAGAGAAGACAUACGUUCGACCUACUAGAUCGACAAUGCCGCGGUUCGAGAUUGUACCGUAA